Corythoichthys intestinalis (scribbled pipefish) is the source of this 9444-nucleotide messenger RNA. RefSeq lists its product as uncharacterized. The record is from RefSeq and is a predicted model, not a curated record. Lineage: Eukaryota; Metazoa; Chordata; Actinopteri; Syngnathiformes; Syngnathidae. Gene Ontology annotation, biological process: intracellular signal transduction. Bases 1 to 6324 code for a protein of 2107 amino acids. The transcript is spliced from 19 exons. Gene Ontology annotation, molecular function: protein binding.
AUGACUCUGGACAGCGAGCGGAAGGAGCAGAUGGAGCUGCUGUGGCAAACACUGAUGGAGCUGGGGGAGGACGAGUUCGAGAAAUUCAAGUUCUUUUCGGACCUGCCUCAAAGGGUACGUGAACAUGCCGACCGGGUGGUCAUUGCUGACGAGCUGAUGAAGAAGCACGGCAAGAACGCUCUCAAGCAGACCAUCAACAUUCUGGAGAAGAUCAAUCACCUUAACUCGGCUGAGAUGUUGCGCAACAACAUGCUGGAAAUAACAGGCGCCGACUUCUCUGUCCAUGGUGAUGAUCAAAUUGCCAGAUUGAAGAGGGAGCUCCAAGACCACCUGCGGCGUUUAUACAGCUUUGCUUCUGAGGGCAUCACCGAGCGCUGGCAGCGGCAGCCCCUGGAGGACGUCUACACGCAGCUAGACGUCACCUACGGGACAGACGUCAGCCCGGACGGGCGGCAUGAGGUCCUCCAGAUGGAGACGUGUCCCGCCGCGGCCAAGCAGUCUAUCCUGCCGUGUGACAUCUUCAAAAGCCCUGACGGGAACCGGCGACCGAUACGCACGAUGCUCACCGUCGGCUUCGCGGGAAUAGGAAAAACCUUCCUAGUUCAAAAAUUUGUGUGUGACUGGGCCAGCGGGAAUACCAACCAGGACGUGCACUUCAUAUUUCCCUUCACAUUCCGUGAGUUAAACACGAACAAAGGGAAACGUUUUACGCUGGCCGAGCUCAUCCGAUGCUACGUUUGCGAAAGUAGGCACAUGGGCGAGGAGACGCUGAACAUUAUAUUAGACGACCUGCAGAAGUCCGGGAAACAGGACUAUGAAAGCAGCAGGAUCAAGAUCUUGUUUAUCCUCGACGGACUGGAUGAGUGCAACUUCAAAAUGAACUUGAAGAAUACGAAGAAAGUGGGCAUGGAUGUGAAGGUGGCCUACCCGCUGGAGGUGCUCCUGGCGCACCUCAUCAAGGGCAACCUGCUUCCCUGUGCCCGGGUUUGGAUCACCACGCGGCCCACAGCGGCCCGCGAUAUCCCCUCCAACCUCAUCGACAGCAGCACAGUGGUGAGAGGAUUCAGCGAUUCCCGGAGGCUGCAGUAUUUUAGGAAAAAGUUCCCAAAUGAGGAACGCGUCAUUGAGCACAUUCAGAAAUCUCGCACUAUCUUCAUCAUGUGCCACAUUCCCAUGUUCUGCUGGCUCACCGCCACAGUUCUUCAGGAUCAUUUGGACAAAGGGAAGGAGGGAGAGCUUCCCACAACACUGACUGACAUGUACUCAGCAUUGGCAGGUCACCACCUGGAAAACUCCAAGGAGAGAAAUACAACGGAGCACAUCCCUUACGUGAAAGUGUUAGCAAAACUGGCUUUUCACCACACCAUGAAUAAUCGUCGGAUCUUCUACGAAAAGGACCUGGUGGACGGCAGCUUUGAUUACAGCGAAGCUGCAAAACACUGUGGUUUAUUCACAGAGGUGUUUAACGAUGUCCAUCCGCUCAGAAGAAAAGAACAGGACAAGAUGUUUCAAUUUAUCCAUCUAACCAUCCAGGAGUAUCUGGCCGCACUGUACGUAAUGAUGUGUCUCUUCCACGACAACAAGAACGUACUGAAUGAUUCAGGAUUGUCACUGGGGAAUAGUUUUUCAACACAGACGACAAUCACCGACGUCCACAAGUCAGCUCUCAAGAAAGCUUCGGAGAGUGAAGGACACCUGGACCUGUUCCUCCGCUUCCUCAUCGGCCUUUCCUUGCCGUGCAACCAGGAACUAUUGGGGGAACUGCUGAAGGCUCCACAGGGCUGCGGGCAAAGCAAGUCAAAGACAGUCGAGUUGAUCAAGAAAAAGAUCAAACAGAACACUCCAGAGAAGAACAUCAACCUGUUCUACUGCUUAAACGAGCUGAAGGACAACUCCUUGCAGAAGCAGAUCCAGCAGGAACUAGAUUCAGGACGUUUGUCCUGGCGUCAAAUGUCAAAUGAAAUGUGGUCGGCCCUGGCCUUCUUCUUGUUUACAGACGAGGAAACCAUGAAGUCUUUUAUUCUUGCCAGCUACUCCCCAUCGCCGCUGGGGCUCGAGAAGCUGCUGUUGGUGGUCAAGGCUUCUCAAAAAUCAGUUCUAGCCAACUGUGACCUGGACAAACGCAGUUGUCACCUGAUGGCUUCCGUUCUCAACGCUCCGUCCAACCUGAGGCAUCUGGACCUAAGUGUCAACAACAAUGUGUCGGACGAGGGGGUCGAGAUCCUCUCAAAAGGAUUGGCCAGUCCGCACUGCAUCUUACAAGUCCUCAAGCUAUCACAGUGCGGGAUCACCAGUGGAGGAUGUGUUUCAUUGGCUGAGGCUCUCAAGUUGAACCCCAUCCAUCUUCAAGAGCUUGACCUGAGCGGCAACAAUCUGUCAGAUGAGGGGGUUGAGAUCCUCUCAAAAGGACUGGCCAGCCCACGCGGCAUCUUAAAAGUCCUCAGGCUGUACGACUGUGGGAUCACCAACAAAGGAUGCAUUUCAUUGGCCAAGGUGCUCAAGGUAAAACCCUGCCAUCUUCAAGAGUUGAUUCUCAGCGACAAUCGAAUAGAGGAAGAAGGAAAGAGGGUCUUAUUGGAGAUCAGGGAGGAUCCAAGCUACAGUCUGAAGACUGUCAAGAGGUCAGCGUCGGGUUCUUUGCAGCAACGCCGCUACUGGGAGGCGGAGUUCAAGGGGAAGGUCUAUGACGUUUCCACCAAACUGUGUGCAGAUGUUUUCAUCCAUAUGUACUGGGAGGGGCCAUCCAAAAAGGAACUCUUGGGGGAACUGCUAAAGGCUCCUCAGGACUGCGGGCAAAGCAAGUUAAAGGCAGUCAAGUUGAUCAAGGAAAGGAUAAAACGGAACCCUCCGGAGAAGGACAUCAACUUGUUCUACUGCUUAAAUGAGUUGAAGGACGCCUCCUUGCUGAAGCAGUUCCAGAACAAAUGCGACGACGAAACCAUGAAGUCCUUUUACCUGGGGAAAUACGUCCCAUUGCCUUUAGAGCUCGAGAAGCUGUUGUUGGUGGUGAAAGCUUCUCAAAAAUCAAAUGGCAAACUGCCAAUGGCCAACAACCGAUGCAUAGGGCAGCAGCCCAUUACUAGUUUGUCACAGAAGCCCAAGAAGAACCCUCAAUUCUAUGAGGACUUCAAGGGUUUCAUGGACAGAGUCAUCCAAAAGGGCAAUGAUAUUCAAGUUGUAGAUGACCAGCUAAACAGUGGUUUACCAGGAGGAAGAAUGGCUCUGGACAGUGAGCAGAAGAAGCUUCUGUUGAAAACGCUGAUGGAUCUUGGGGUACGUAAAAACCCCCUCCGUGUGUACAUUGCUGACAAGCUGGUGAUCAAGCGCGGCGAGAACACUCUGGAUGAGACCAUCAAGAUUCUGGAGAAGAUAGGCAACAAGAACUUGGUCAAGAUGUUGCGUCGCAACAUGCUGGAAAUAAGAGGCACUGUCCAUUAUGAUGUUCAGAUUGCCAUAUUCAAGGAUGACCUGCAAGACAAACUGCGGGAUGUAUACAGCUUUGUUCAUGAGGGCAACAUCGAGCUCUGGCAGAAACAGCCUCUGGCGGACGUCUACACAGAGCUGGACGUCACCUACGGAGCCGACGUCAGCCCCGAUGAGCGACACGAGGUCCUUCAGCUGGAGACACGUGCAGCCGCGGCCAAUCAGUCUAUCCUGCCGUGCGACAUCUUCAAAAACCAUGACGGGAAGACCCGCCCGAUACGCACACUUCUCACCAUUGGCUUUGCUGGAAUUGGGAAAACCUUCUUAGUUCAAAAGUUUGUGUGCGACUGGGCCAGCAGGAAUACCAAUCAGGAUGUCCACUUCAUAUUUCCCUUCACCUUCCGUGAGUUGAACACGGACAAAGGGAAAAAUUUUACGCUGGCCAAGCUGAUCCGACGCUACGUUUGCGAGAGUAGGCACAUGAGCGAGGAGACACUGAACAAUAUAUUUGCCGAACUGCAGAUGUCCGGGAAGCAGGACUACGAAAGCAGCGGGAUCAAGAUCUUGUUUGUCUUGGACGGACUGGACGAGUGCAACUUCGAAAUGGACUUGAAGAAUGAGAUGAAAGUAGACAUGAACGUGACGGAGGCCUACCCGCUGGAGAUGCUCCUGGCGCACCUCAUAAAAAGGAACCUCCUUCCCUGCGCCCGGGUUUGGAUAACCGCGCGGCCCGCCACGGCCCGCGAUAUCCCCUCGCACCUCAUCGACAGCAUUAUCGAGGUGAGAGGAUUCAGUGAUUCCCGGAGGCUGGAUUACUUCAGGAAAAAGUUCCCAAAUGAGGAGCGUGUCAUUGAGCACAUCCGGAAAACUCGCACCAUCUUCAUCAUGUGCUGCAUGCCCAUCUUCUGCUGGCUAACCGCCAAAGUUCUUCAGGAUCAUUUGGAUUUGAAAAGAAAGGAGGAAGAGCUUCCCACGACGCUGACCGACAUGUACUCACGGUAUGUGUUUCACCAACUGAAAAGCUCAGAGGAGAGACAGAUGACGGACUACAUCCAUGACCUGAAAGCGCUAGCGAAGCUGGCCUUUCACCACACCAUGAACAAGAGUCAGAUCUUCUACGAAAACGACCUGACGGACAGUGGCUUUGAUUACAGCCAAGCCGCCAAACAUUGUGGAAUAUUCACCAAGGUGUUUAAGGAGGUACGUCCGCUCAAAAGAAACCAACCGAGCAAGAUGUUUCAGUUCGUCCACCUGACCGUCCAGGAGUAUCUGGCCGCAUUCCACGUGAUGAUUUGCCUCUUCCUCGACAACAAGAACAUUCUGGCUGAUUCAGAGCUGGCACUGGAGGGUAUUUUCCAAGAGGAAGAAUCAGAAGAACCAGAAUCAGAGGAAGAAGUUGAAAGGGAAUCAGAAGAUGAAGGAAAAGGUACAGAGGAAGAAGUUGAAACAGAAUCAGAAGAUGACGAUGAAGAGAGCCUCAGAGAGUGGAGGAAAUCUGGACCUGUUCUCCGUUUCCUCUUUGGCCUUUCCUUGCCGUGCAACCAAGAACUAGUGGGGGAACUGCUCAAGGCUCCCCAGGACUGCAGGCAAAGCAAGUCAUGGACAGUCAAGUUGAUCAAGGAAAGGAUAAAACGGAACCCUCCGGAGAAGAAUAUCAACUUGUUCUCCUGCUUAAAUGAGCUGAAGGACGACUCCUUGCUGAAGCAGGUCCAGAGGAAAAUAGAGUCAAAAUAUAUUGACUGGGACAACAUGCAAAAUGACAUGUGGUCUGCCCUUGCUUUUUUCUUAAUGACAGACGACGAAACCAUGAAGUCCUUUGACCUGUCUAAAUACAACCCAUCGCCUUUGGGGCUCAAGAAGCUGUUGGUGGUGGUCAAGGCUUCUCAAAAAUCCGCUCUAAGGUUUUGUAACCUGGACAAACACAGCUGUCACCUGCUGGCUUCCGUUCUCAGCUCUCCAUCCAACCUGAGGCAUCUGGACCUGAGCGGGAACGAUCUGUCGUACGAAGGUGUGGAGAUCCUCUCGAAAGGACUGGCCAGUCCACGCUGCAUCUUACAAGUCCUCAGGCUGAUAAACUGCGGAAUCACAAAGCGAGGGUGUGCUUUUUUGGCUGAGGCUCUCCAGUUAAACCCCUCCCGUCUUCAAGAGCUGGUCCUGAGCGGCAACCAUCUGUCGGAUGUGGGAGUGAAGAUCCUCUCAAAAGGACUGGCCAGCCCACACUGCAUCUUACAGGUCCUCGAUCUAUGGGAUUGUAAGCUCAGAAAAGGCAGCUGUCACCCGCUGGCUUCCGUUCUCAGCACUCCAUCCAACCUGAAGCAUCUGGACCUGAGCGAGAACAAUCUCUCUGACGAGGGGGUAGAGAUCCUCUCUAAAGGACUGGCCAGUACGCACUGCAAAUUAGAGUCCCUCAAUCUACAUGAUUGUAACCUGAAAAAAGGCAGCUGUCGCCCGCUGGCUUCAGUUCUACGCUCUUCAUCCAACCUGAAGCAUCUGAUCCUGUACGAGAACGAUCUGUCGGACGAAGGGGUGGAGAUCCUUUCGAAAGGACUGGCCAGUCCACACUGCAUCUUAGAGUCCCUCGAGCUGUCAUCGUGCAAGAUCACCAAUAAAGGAUGUGUUUUUUUGGCCGAGGCGCUCAAGUUAAACCCCUCCCAUCUUAAAGAGCUAUACCUGACGGACAAUCAAAUAGGAUAUGAAGGAGAGAGGGUCUUAUUGGACGUCCAGUGGGAUCUCAGCAAUCGCCUGAACACUGUCUGUGCUCAUAGUCCAAUCCUUUUGGACAGCCCCUCUCAGUACAAAUGGAUGAAAACAAAUGCCAGCAGUUUGGUGGGAACGUCGUUGAACUCCACCUCCAUGUGGCUGCAAAGAACCCGACGACGACGACCUCCUCGAAUUCUGUGAGCGAGGCCGCUUUGCCCGUAGCGCCGACACCUAGUCCUCGAGCAAUCGUCAGAGAGUACGUGAGACCAAACUAGAUCUGAAGGAGACCAAAUGGAUUCGACGUCUUCUAAUAAUGAACAUUUGGAAUGACUCGCCCUUCUUGACGCCAAGGACCAAACGUUGUUCUUAUUCCUAGUCGUUAAAUCUGAAGAAAGACACAAACAAUAGAUAUUGAACAUGAAUUUACACUCUGAUAAGCAACAUUGUUUAGAUCUUACUUGACAGUCUUCAGGCUAUAGCUGGGAUCCUCCUUGAUCUCCAAUAAAACCCUAUUUUGUUUUUCCUCUAUUUGGUUGUUGCUGAGAUUCAACUCUUGAAGAUGGGAGGGGUUUAACUUCAGAGCCACAGCCAAUGAAACACAUCCUUGAUUCGUGAUCCCACAGUAGCACAGCCUGCAACAAAUGAGAUGAUUCCCUUUAGUCAAGAAGGGAACCUGCUGAAAGUGAUGAAGGUUCUGCUGAAAGUAGGGGUGCAUGAUAUCCAUAUUUUGAAACCGAUACCGAUAACUUCCUGCUCCUCAAGACCGAUACCGAUAUGAUAUCUGAUAAUAUAUGUACAUUUUUUCAAUGUAUAUUCACCUGAGUUUUUGAACAAAUGUAGGUCAAAAAUACCAGUGAUUGAUUCAAUAUAGAUUUGCCUUUACUGAACCAGAAUUUUCAUGAUGACAUGAACAUUAUUAUAAUGAACAAAACAAAGACUAGAACAGUUUUGACUCCAAAUAAACUGUCCAUAUUCAUUUUUCAAAAAAUUAUGAUAAAUAUAUAAUUACAAAUAUAAUUUGAAUCAAUCACAAUCAGUCAAUAUCAUUGACGAUGUGUUCCCCUGAACAAUGAGCACCGAUCCUUAACAGACAUAAACCCAACAGGUAUUGUGCUUUGUCAGCAGAUAAAACAUUUGGUGCAACAGGCGAGGAGACUUCUGUCGUCUUGGUCCAUGAAACAACUUUCUUAACCUGGCAAUUACGUAUCAAUAACCAAAAGACCUCUCGAGAACUUGUAGACAUAACACUGUAAUGUGCAAACAUUUGCUAAUUGCUAUAGUAAGGUUUAUAACUCAGUGAAGGAAAAAUGCAGCCUCUAGAACAGGAAUAAAACUGCAUAUUGGCAAAACAGGAGUGGAAACGCACACAUCCCAAUCAGACACUGUGUUUAAAAAUAUUAAUAGGUCCGAUAACAUAUAUUAUCAGAUUUAUUGGGAUGACGUCAUAAUUCCUAUUAUCGGACCGAUAUUUAUCGUGCGCCUCUCGCUGAAAGUAACAUUGUGUCUGCCUUUUACUUCACUGAUACAGUGUUGAUGCGGGUCAUUAAAAAGCAUGAAGUCAUUCAAUGGAUUUUGUGAAAAUUGGGGCUUUAAAAAGGAUUCAACUAAAUGUUUCAAAGCCCUUCAAAUUAUGUAAACUUGACAGGAUUUUUUUUUUUUUUUUUUACAUAAUUGAUUCUAGUUAUGCUAAUAGCAGCAGUGAUUCCUUUGAUUAGUCAACGGGAUCCAUGGAAGAUUACGAACUGUUAUAGCUCCUUACUUGAGGACUUUUAAGAUGCAGUGUGGGCUGGCCAGUCUUUUCGAGAGGAUCUCAACCCCUUCAUCCGACAGAUUGUUGACACUCAGGUCCAGCUCUUGAAGAUGGGAGGGGGUUACCUUGAGUGCCUCAGCCAAUGAAAUGCAUCCUUUAUGGGUGAUCCCACAGUUGUGCAGCCUGUAACAAAUGAGAUAAUUGAGAUCAAGAAGGGAACCUGCUUAAAGUGAUGAAGGUUCUGCUGAAAGUAGGGGUGCACGAGAUCCAUUUUUUGAAUCCGAUAACUUCCGGCUCCUCAAGGCCAAUACCUAUAUGAUAUCCGAUAAUAUAUAUACAAUUUUGUAUAUGUAUUAUGUAUAUUCACCUGAGUUUUUGAACAAAGGUAGGUCAAAAAUACUAAUGGUUGACUAAGCAUAGAUUUGCCUUUGACCGUACCAGAAUGUUCAUGACAUGAACAUUAUGAUAUUGAACAAAACAAAGACAAGAACAGUUUUGACUUAAAAAAAACUGUCCAUCUCAAUGUUUUCAAAUAAAAAUAAUUUGAGUCACUCACAAUCAAUCAGUCAAUAUCAUUGACGAUGUGUUCCCCUGAACAAUGAGCACCGAUCCUUAACAGACAUAAACCCAACAGGUAUUGUGCUUUGUCAGCAGAUAAAACAUUUGUUGCAACAGGAGAGGAGACUUCUGUCGUCUUGGUCCAUGAAACAACUUUCUUAACCUGGCAAUUACAAAUCGAUAACCAAAAGACCUCUCGAGAACUUGUAGACAUAACACUGUAAUGUGCAAACAUUUGCUAAUUGCUAUAGUAAGGUUUAUAACUCAGUGAAGGAAAAAUGCAGCCUCUAAAACAGGAAUAAAACUUCAUAUUGGCAAAACAGGAGUGGAAACGCACACAUCCCAAUCAGACACUGUGUUUAAAAAUAUUAAUAGGUCCGAUAACAUAUAUUAUCGGAUUUAUUGGGAUGACGUCAUAAUUCCUUUUAUCGGACCGAUAAGUAUCGUGCGCCUCUAGCUGAAAGUAACAUUGUGUCUGCCUUUUACUUCACUGAUACAGGGUUGAUGCGGGUCUUUAAAAAGCAUGAAGUCAUUUAAUGGAUUUUGUGAAAAUUGGGGCUUUAAAAAGGAUUCAACUAAAUGUUUCAAAGCCCUUCAAAUUAUGUAAACUUGACAGGAUUUUUUUUUUUUUUACAUAAUUGAUUCUAGUUAUGCUAAUUGCAGCAGUGAUUCCUUUGAUUAGUUAAUGGGAUCCAUGGAAGAUUACGAACUGUUAUAGCUCCUUACUUGAGGACUUUUAAGAUGCAGUGUGGGCUGGCCAGUCUUUUCGAGAGGAUCUCAACCCCCUCGUCAGACAGAUUGUUCUUGCUCAGGUCCAGCUCUUGAAGAUGGGAGGGGGUUACCUUGAGUGCCUCAGCCAAUGAAAUGCAUCCUUGCUGUGUGAUAUUGCAAUUCACCAGCCUGCAACAAAUGAGAUAAUUGAGAUCAAGAAGGGAAGCUGCUUAAAAUGAUGAAGGUUCUGCUAAAAGUAACAUCGUGUCUCCCUUUUCCUUGACUAAUACAGGUUUGAUAAG